AUGAAUUAUAGACUCCUGAGUGAGAGACUACCUGUAUCAGCUGUCACUACUGUACAGGUGAAGUGUAAUCAGGCUGCUGCUCUGCCCUGUGAACGGAAAUGUUCUCGUGAGGCCAAAUGGACUCUGUUCAGUGACCGAGAUCAUGCAGUGGCUCGGUGUGAUCAGACAUCCUGCUGGUCACUAAAGGAGGGAUUUAAAAUGUCCCAUGAUCAGUACCUGAAGGGAGAUCUCACCCUCACCAUCACUGCAGCUGAUUACAGUAAGAGGAACACGUACACGUGUGAGUGUGAUGGCAGAGACAUUAAUGAUGUGCGUCUCAGCAUCGAGACCAUGAUAUCAUCAGUUCAGAUAAACCCUGGUGAAGAUCUGCAGCUGGAUUUGCACGUAUCAGAGCGAGUGGAGGUGAUCUAUAAGGGUGAAGAUUCAGCAGAUCCUUAUGGUGAACAGAUCUGCACUGUGGAUAGAAGCUCACUACGCUGUACAGCUGAAUACACACCGAGAACAUCACUCACUAACACAGUUCUUACACUGAGAGGAGUAAAGCUGACUGAUGGGGGAGUUUACAUCGUCCGAGACACGGAGAAUAAUGAAGACCUUCAUAUUUACUCAGUCUCAGUGAGAGAGAGAACGCUACCAGUGUGGGCGAUUAUCCUGAUAGUGCUGAUGGUUCUUCUGCUUGUUGCGCUGCCUGUGAUGAUAAUCUGCUACCUGAGGAAUCGGUGCUGCCAAAGAGAUGAAAGGAGCAGCAGUGGAGCAGGAAGAGACCAGACCUGGAAUGGUACCUCAGAAAUGCCUAAACUGCCAGAGAAACAAAUGAUGAUGAAGCAGGAGGAGAACCGAAUGAUGUUGGAGCAGGAGGAGAACCGAAUGAUGUUGGAGCAAGAGGAGAACCGAAUGAUGCUGGAGCAGGGGGAGAACCUGAAGCUCAAACAUAAGAAUGGAGUAACAGAGGGAAGAGACUUAUAACUUCAUACAGCAUGUUUGGAUUAUUUUCUGUUUUGCAUCGUUGUUUCUGCUCUGACUUUCUUCAGAAGUGCUCAGGUUUGUGAACCUUGCAAGCUCAUGUUUUUCCCACCUGUCUGUUGUGAUUCCUCUCCCUGUGAGCUGCUCCAUGUCAGUCUGAGCUGCUCAGUAACUUUCCCACUAGCUGGGACUGAUCAGUGUUUACUGGGUGUGUCCUCACACACACGUGUUCACUAGCUGGGACUGAUCAGUGUUUACUGGGUGUGUCCUCAUACACACGUGUUCACUAGCUGGGACUGAUCAGUGUUUACUGGGUGUGUCCUCACACACACGUGUGAGUCUAGGAAUUGGUGGUACAGCCGGUGGUGUCAUAGAGGAGAUCCACAUCUGCUCCCUGCAGACUCUCCACUGGUGUCCCACAAGGCUCAGUACUUGAUCCUCUCCUGUUCUCCCUCUAUACUCAUUCUCUUGGUGCGGUCAUAUCCUCACAUGGGUUUUCAUACCACUGCUACUGCCACUCAACUCCUCCUCUCCUUCCCUCCCUCAGACAAACAAAUGCAGAAAAACACAAAUAAACUUGUAUGUUUUUAUUUUGGGAAAUAACUUUUGCUGGGGCUUUUUACUAGGAACAUCAGAAAAUAUUUAAAACAUUUAU
Molecule: messenger RNA, 1618 nt
Organism: Pangasianodon hypophthalmus (striped catfish)
Lineage: Eukaryota; Metazoa; Chordata; Actinopteri; Siluriformes; Pangasiidae
Exons: 5
Coding region: 1-966 (321 amino acids)
Source: RefSeq, a predicted model, not a curated record